ACGAGAGUUGGCUGCUGGGAAUUUUUCGGGGAACGUCUGCAACAGAUAAGAUGACACCAACGCUGCACUGCGCCAGUUUUAUUUGCGUAAUGAGCGCAUGAAGAACACCUGAAAGGAUUCAUUUUGACAGAUCAGUCUUUCGGUUUGUUGCUGAAAUGAAAGAUCGAACGUCCCUGACCCUCACUGCUGUGAUUGUGCUCCUUCUAAUCUUUUUCCUGACAUCAUUUGAUGCACAGGAGAAGGCACACAAUGUUCUUGGGUUCAAUAAAAUUCACACAACAUCCACAACAGGCCCAGCUAAAGCAGUACCAAAGUGCAGCCUCUCUGCAGUCUGUCCUUCGGACCACUUUGCUUUUAAAAUCCAGAGUGGAGCUGCUAAUGUAGUCGGUCCAAAAAUCUGCUUUGAUGGUAAAAACAUCAUGAGUCACAUUAUGAACAAUGUGGGACGAGGACUAAACAUUGUGGUGGUAAAUGGUGAGAAUGGAGUUGUAGAAAAGUUUGGCCAUCUUAACAUGAUUAGUGGAAACUCGGCAGACAUCUUGGCAUACCUGAACGAGAUAAAGCCAGGAAUGAUUGUGCUGGUGGCCUCCUUUGAUGAUGCAGCAACAAAGAUGACAGAUGAAAUAAGGCAGAUGUUUGUCGAGAUGGGAAGCACUUUGAUCGGCUCUGUUAAGCGGAGAGACAACUGGGUGUUUGCUGGGAGAACGGGGAUAAAAAUCAAAAGCUUCUUUGAGCAGCGAGCUGAGAACGAUAAGGAAACAAACAUUUUCGAUGGAUGGCCAGGGAUGGUGGAGGUGGGCGGCUGUUUCCCAAGGACCAUAGGUGUCUAAAAGUUUUCAUAAAUGGACUUUGAAGAUUUCCUUGCAAAAGA
Molecule: messenger RNA, 871 nt
Organism: Poecilia latipinna (sailfin molly)
Lineage: Eukaryota; Metazoa; Chordata; Actinopteri; Cyprinodontiformes; Poeciliidae
Product: FAM3 metabolism regulating signaling molecule D
Exons: 9
Coding region: 156-830 (224 amino acids)
Source: RefSeq, a predicted model, not a curated record